This is a messenger RNA of Rhododendron vialii, 4391 nucleotides long. RefSeq names its product K(+) efflux antiporter 2, chloroplastic-like. The record is from RefSeq and is a predicted model, not a curated record. NCBI's taxonomy places the organism in Eukaryota, Viridiplantae, Streptophyta, Magnoliopsida, Ericales, Ericaceae. Gene Ontology annotation, biological process: potassium ion transport; proton transmembrane transport. Gene Ontology annotation, molecular function: potassium:proton antiporter activity. The transcript is spliced from 21 exons. Gene Ontology annotation, cellular component: membrane; chloroplast. Bases 291 to 3992 code for a protein of 1233 amino acids.
UAAUCGGGCCCGAAAGCCACGUCGAUCUCUUCUCGUGUUUCUGUCAUUUUCUGCCCCCAAUUUUCCCCCUGGAAAGUCCGCCAUAGUUUCUCUCACUUAGAGCUUCACUCUCUCUCUCUCUUCCCAAGCCGUGACCGGUCAGUUCAACGAUCCUCCUCCUUUCACUUUUUGCUCCAUUCCAUCAAUGUAUAUCCAGGUGUUUGAUUUAAGGCCAAUUAGAGUUUGUGACGCAUGCUAUAGAAGUUGUUGAAUUGUGCAUUCUAUCAGUUAGAUAAUCCGGGACGAGAGAUAUGGACUUUGCAUGUAGUUUGCAGCAGUCAAACUUGUUUCAUAGCACUGGGGUUUCGACUAACCGGACUUUGGACUCUUUCUAUUCACAUUCUAAGUUUAGACAUGGAGACUUGGGUUGUAAUUUUCUUGGACGUCAAAGACUUGUCUCGAAAGCUUAUCGCAGGAAGAAGUUGAAGAGGAUAAUUUUGUCAACCACUAACAUUAGUAUCCAUCCAAUUACACUUGUUAAAGGAGAAUUUGAAAGCCAUUUGUGGGGUUUUAAUUCACUUGGAUCUUUGACUUGUGAUUUUGUUAAUGUUUUUAAGGCUUCAAGGGGAGUAGUUAGAUUGCGGUGUCAGGGAAAUGAUUCCAUAGCUAAUGUUGAUGGUAACGGUAGAAAGGUAGAGUUCGAUGAUAAAGAAGAUACUAGUAUUAGUCCAAAGUUGAAUGAUUCAGGGGAGGAGGCAGCUGAUGGAGAAGUCAAGGAGGGACCUACUUUGGAUGAUUUGAGGGACUUGUUGCAGAAGGCAAUUAAGGAGUUAGAGUUAGCACGGCUAAACAGUAACAUGUUUGAGGAAAAGGCUCAGAGAAUAUCAGAGGCUGCUAUAGCUUUAAAAGAUGAAGCAGAAAAUGCUUUGGACAAUGUUUAUUCUACCCGCCAUUCCAUCCAAGAGAUUGGCAAUGAAGAAGCUGUUGCUAAAGAAGCUGUUCAGAAAGCAACAAUAGCCCUUUCUUUCUCUGAAGCAAACCUCCGUGUGGUAAUGGAAACAUUAGAAACUGCAAAAAGAAUAAAUGAUUCACUUCAAGCUUUGAGCGAGGGUGAUUUAAAAUAUGAAUGUGGACAGGAAGAAAAGGGUAUCCUAGAGAAAGAAGAGGAAGCACUCUUGGUUGCUCAAGAUGAAAUUAAAGAGUGUAGAGCUACUUUGGAAAAUUCUGAGGAAGAGUUGAGAACGUUGCAAAGCAGAAAAGAGGAGUUGCAAAAGGAAUUGGACAAGCUAAAUGACAUUGCAGAAAAGGCGGAAAUGGAUGCUUUGAGAGCAGAUGAAGAGGUGGCGAAUGUGAUGCUCUUAGCAGAGCAAGCUGUUGCUUUUGAACUUGAGGCUGCACAACGUGUGAGUGAUGUGGAGAUUACCUUGUCAAGAGCAGAAAAAGAUCUUGUUGUUCCUCAUUUUGAUAUUACGGAGACUGCAGUACACCAAAACGAAUCUUCAUUCGGAGGGCAGGUUUUGGAUGUGGAGGAGGAAUUUGUUGAGGAUAGAAAAGUGAGUCCGGGAAAUACAGUUGAUAUGGUUGUUGAAAGUGACCGAGUCAUGCAAAUCGAGAGCACUCCAUCGGUUACAGAGCCUUUAACAGUUUGCCAGUUUGAUGGACCUGGCCAGAGUAUUGCAGACACAAGUACAUCUUAUGAUUUUGGUCAUGGUAAUGGAGAAUUAAAUUCAGAAUCAUCAAAGGACACAAAAAUUGAAUCACAAAACUCAAAGAACUUGACUCAAAUGACAGAGCAUGAACUACAGAAGGAUUUGACAAAGGACAGUGCACUGUUUAGUGCUCCAAAACGAUUAUUGAAGAAGUCUUCUCGUUUCUUCUCUGCGUCUUUCUUCUCUUCAGAUGGUACCCUGUUCACACCAGCAUCCCUUUUCCACGAUCUUAUUCAGUCUGCGAGGAAGCAAUUGCCUAAGCUAGUUUUUGGGUCAUUUCUCAUUGGAGCCGGGAUUGCCUUUUAUGUCAAUCGGUCAGAGAGGAUUGGCCAGCUAUUUCUACAGCCAGACAUCAUUACUACUAGUAUCGACGAAGUCUCAUCAAAUGCAAAGCCUUUGGUCCGUCAAAUGCGGAAAAUUCCCAAGAGAGUCAAGAAACUAAUAGCAAUGGUUCCGCGUCAAGAGGUGAAUGAGGAGGAAGCUUCUCUCUUUGACAUGUUGUGGUUGCUUCUUGCAAGCGUCAUAUUUGUGCCUAUGUUCCAGAAAAUCCCUGGAGGCAGUCCUGUUCUUGGAUAUUUGGCUGCUGGCAUCUUGAUUGGACCUUAUGGUCUCUCUAUUAUUCAUAAUGUACAUGCAACAAAGGCGAUAGCUGAAUUUGGAGUUGUUUUCUUGCUAUUUAAUAUAGGCCUGGAGCUUUCUGUUGAAAGACUAAGUUCUAUGAAGAAAUAUGUUUUCGGAUUGGGCUCUGCUCAGGUCUUGGUGACAGCAGUGAUGGUUGGCAUAGUGGCUCGCUAUAUUGUUGGGCAGCCCGGUCCUGCUGCACUCGUCAUUGGGAAUGGCCUGGCAUUAUCUUCCACUGCUGUUGUCCUUCAGGUCUUGCAGGAACGGGGUGAGAGCACAUCGCGCCAUGGACGAGCUACAUUUUCUGUUUUACUUUUCCAGGAUUUGGCUGUUGUGGUUUUGCUGAUACUAAUACCUCUUAUCUCACCAAAUUCAUCUAAAGGAGGGGUUGGUUUCCUAGCAAUUGCUGAAGCUCUUGGAGCGGCUGCUGUGAAGGCUGCUGUUGCAAUUACUGCCAUAAUUGCCGGAGGACGCUUGCUGCUUCGGCCGAUUUAUAAGCAAGUUGCUGAGAAUCAAAAUGCUGAGAUAUUCUCUGCGAAUACACUCCUUGUUAUACUGGGGACUAGUCUCCUAACAGCCAGGGCUGGUCUUUCCAUGGCAUUGGGAGCAUUUUUGGCUGGUUUGCUUCUUGCAGAAACAGAAUUUUCUUUACAGGUUGAAUCAGAUAUUGCUCCAUAUCGAGGCCUUCUAUUGGGUCUCUUUUUUAUGACGGUUGGAAUGUCCAUCGAUCCAAAGCUGCUUGUUGCUCACUUUCCAGUCAUUAUAGGGACAUUAGCUCUUUUAAUUGGUGGGAAGACUAUGUUGGUUGUUGUACUUGGUAGAUUUUUUGGUAUUUCACUAAUAUCUGCGAUAAGAGUUGGUCUUCUACUUGCUCCUGGAGGAGAAUUUGCAUUUGUGGCUUUUGGUGAAGCCGUCAAUCAGGGUAUAAUGUCUCCCCAGAUGUCAUCUUUGCUGUUUCUUGUGGUAGGGAUUUCAAUGGCCCUUACCCCGUGGUUAGCUGCUGGAGGCCAGUUAAUAGCCUCUCGUUUUGAGCAGCAUGAUGUGCGGAGUUUGUUACCUGUAGAGAGUGAGACAGAUGAUCUGCAGGAUCAUAUCAUUAUCUGUGGAUUUGGACGCGUUGGGCAGAUCAUUGCACAGCUUCUUUCAGAACGACUUAUUCCAUUUGUUGCCCUUGAUGUGAGGAGUGACCGAGUAGCAGUUGGGCGUGCACUUGAUCUUCCCGUCUAUUUUGGAGAUUCUGGCAGCCGGGAGGUGCUUCAUAAAGUUGGUGCUGAAAGAGCAUGUGCAGCAGCAAUAACUUUAGAUACCCCUGGUGCAAACUAUAGAACUGUUUGGGCUUUGAGCAAGUAUUUCCCUAAUGUCAAGACAUUUGUCCGUGCUCAUGAUGUUGAUCAUGGCCUCAAUUUGGAAAAGGCGGGGGCAACAGCGGUGGUCCCUGAGACCUUGGAACCGAGUCUUCAGCUAGCGGCUGCUGUUCUAGCGCAGGCUAAGCUACCAAUGUCAGAAAUAGCAGCCACAAUCAAUGACUAUAGGUCCCGCCAUCUUUCUGAGCUUACUGAGCUUUGUGAAAUAAGUGGAGGCUCGCUUGGUUAUGGAUACUCUCGAGUCAUGAUUAAACCCAAAGCUCAGCCAUCCGAUUCUUCCGAGGAGAAUCAAACCACUGAAGGAACACUGGCCAUAUAACUCAUCACGCGAUGGUGAAGAUAGACGUAGAAGAAAUCAAGAAAUUGAAAAAGAAAAUAAAGAAUGCAGCCUUUCAUUAGAACCCUUGACAUGAAUUGUAGAGCAAUAUAGCUGAAUCGGUGGCGGUAGCACACACUUUUGUGGUAUAGUAAUUUUUUGAUUGAUAGAUAGAUUUAGGUAUGCCUUACUAAGUAAAGAUGUCGAGGACUUUCUUGUCUCGUAAUCUCAUGACAUCAGAAUUUUUGUAGGGUUUUCUCGGUAAUCUCGUACAAGUUGUGUGCUGUUGCUUCUUAUCAUGCUGUAUUAUGCAAAUUGUCUGAAUAAUGCUGCAUAUGGAGAUAAAUCUUUUGUGGGACUGAACAUGUUGUAAGGGUUUUGUUCCAAGAAAUUUUGGCUGUA